Molecule: messenger RNA, 864 nt
Organism: Dreissena polymorpha
Lineage: Eukaryota; Metazoa; Mollusca; Bivalvia; Myida; Dreissenidae
Product: low-density lipoprotein receptor-related protein 5-like
Exons: 4
Coding region: 49-864 (271 amino acids)
Source: RefSeq, a predicted model, not a curated record
CCGCAUUGAAAUGUCACAUUUGUACUAACGACCGAUAAACAUUUAAACAUGUUUGCAGAAAUUUGGAUUUCUCGCAUAUUUGUGGUGUUUAUAUUUGCUGGUGAAAUUUUCGUUUCAAAUGCCAUGUCAUCGGGCUAUCUUGUACUUGGUGGAUCCGGUAUGCAUGACUCGUCAGAUAAUAUUGCUCAUUUUCUCUCUCUACCGACUGAAACUGCUAACGGCCACACAAAAGUUUACACAAACACAUCAUCAAGAUGGCUUCACUACGAAGACUUCUUGGAACAGCCUAUGAGCAUUGACGUUGAUUACACUCGUAAGCAAUUGUAUGUUUAUAACAGCUACACGGCGACGCUUCAAAACGUUCAGUUUGAUCCCGAAAUCAAUGGCCGCAAUCUGGCAUUUAAGAUUCUGCAUUCUGGUCUGUCAAGGUCGCACGUGAAAAUAGCUAUUGAUUGGAUUUCCAACAAUAUUUACUGGACAGAUCCAACGUUUAGAUGGAUAGCAAUUCAGUCGCUGCAAAAUCAUUCGCAUUACAUGAUUCUCAUUCACGACAGUGGCGAGAGGCCGACGGGAAUCGCCCUAAAUCCGAUCCACAAAUAUUUGUUUUGGAGCGAUGUAGGGUCAUUGCCAAAGAUUGAGCGUUCCAGUCUCACCGGAAGUGACCGGAAAACAAUUGUAUCUCAGGGCAUUGUCUAUCCGAUAGCUCUGGAUGUUGACAUCGCGUUGUCAAAACUAUACUGGGUGGAUUCUGAACGCGACACUGUGGAGAGAUCAAAUUUGGAUGGUACAGAGAGAACCACGAUUCGGAGAUUGAUAUCUUCGACAUUCUUUGAUAUAGCAGUAUUUGCUCUGCAACGAAAUUGA